Neocloeon triangulifer is the source of this 995-nucleotide messenger RNA. RefSeq names its product pyridoxal phosphate homeostasis protein. Gene Ontology annotation, molecular function: pyridoxal phosphate binding. The coding region runs from base 135 to 899 and encodes 254 amino acids. The record is from RefSeq and is a predicted model, not a curated record. Gene Ontology annotation, cellular component: intracellular anatomical structure. The transcript is spliced from 6 exons. NCBI's taxonomy places the organism in Eukaryota, Metazoa, Arthropoda, Insecta, Ephemeroptera, Baetidae.
CAGCUCCAGCUGAUGUUGUUGACGAAAACAAACCAACUGAGCUUAUUUUUGUUCGUUUAAUCACGAAGUUUUAGUCCAAAGUCCGUUUAGUUUCUGUGGUGGUAUUGCUUUUCGCUUUUUAAUCGUAUUUUAAAAUGGGAGAGGCUGUAAAAGCGGGUUUGAAAAGUGUGCUUGAGCGAUUCGAAGCCGCCUGCAAGAGAAGGCCACCGGAACUUUCACUGAUUCGCCCUCGUUUGGUGGCUGUGAGCAAAACGAAGCCCAACGAAUUGAUAAUCGCAGCCUACGAAGCUGGCCAGAGACAUUUUGGCGAAAAUUAUAUCCAGGAGCUCAACCAAAAGAGCAACGAUGCAGAGAUUUUGUCCAAAUGCCCAGAGAUUAGGUGGCACUUCAUCGGCCGCCUGCAAAGAAAUAAAGUCUCGAAAGUGGUUAACACUCCAAACUUAUACAUGGUCGAGACCAUCGAUUCCGCAAAACUAGCGUCGGCAUUGCACGAAGCGUGGGGAAAGUUCGGCAAGGAGCCUAUCAAAAUCAUGGUCCAGGUCAACACUAGCGCCGAAGCUGAAAAGGGUGGACUGAAACCGGAAGAAACUCCAGAUGUUGUGAGUCACGUGUUGGAGAAGUGCCCGAAUCUUAAAUUUGCAGGACUGAUGACAAUUGGGCAGUACGGCUACGACAUAUCUUUGGGCCCAAAUCCUGAUUUUCAAGUUUUGACAAAGUGUCGCCUAGAUGUGUGCCAAAAGCUGGGACUCAAAUCUGAUGAGGUCGAACUUUCGAUGGGAAUGUCGGAUGAUUUUGAACAUGCGAUUGAGGUUGGAAGCACAAAUGUUCGAGUGGGAAGUUCAAUAUUUGGAGCGAGGCUUUACAAGCCUAAAAGUCCAACACAUGAAGACCAAAAGUGAUACUAUGAAACUUUUUAAUUUUCUUGUAAAAUUAAUUAAUAAUAAAACUACGAAAUUGUAUAAAAGAUAAUUCAAGAAAAUAAUAAUAACCAUACG